GGUUGCUGCCCACUUACAGCCCGGCAGGCUCGGGAGCGCCAGGGGGUCCCCAGGCACGCUAGGGGCCGCUGCAUGAGGUCAAUCAAUGCAGCAGUGCACGCCCGGGUAGCCUCGAAUUUUCAACAGCCCGAUAGCUCUCGAUCCGCAGCACUUUCGCAUUGCGCACCCACCCCCAGCACGUGCGUGUCGACAACGACAAGCCAAGAUGUCCAAGGCACGAGGAGGCGCGGCUGUCGACCAGAUCGUUAAGCUCGUCGUCGGAGCAGGGCAGGCGAGCCCGAGUCCACCUGUCGGACCGGCGCUUGGUAGCAAAGGUAUCAAGUCGAUGGACUUCUGCAAGGAGUUCAACGCGAGGACGGGACACAUCAACCCAGGCACACCACUACCCGUGCGGGUCACCGUCAGGCCCGACCGGUCGUUCCACUUCGACGUGCGGACGCCCCAGACAUCAUGGCUGCUCCUCAACGCGGCAGACGCGCCGAUGGGCAGGAAGGGGAAGAGGAAGGGGGCAUCAAAGCCAGGCCACGAGGUUGCCGGCACCGUCAGCCUGAAGCACGUUUACGAGAUCGCCAAGAUCAAGCAGUCCGAGCUGCGCCUGUCCGGCCUGUCCCUCGAGGGGCUCUGCAAGUCUAUCAUCUACCAGGCCAGGUCGAUAGGGAUCAAUGUGGUGGCAUGAGAAGACGGUAGAUUAACUUCAAAAGAGCUGGCGUUCAGGAUUGGGUCAUACUCAAAGCGGGACAAGGCGACCGAGGUCCCUCAUCGGGUUGGAGACAUUGCGGCAUGCCAGAAUUGUAGCAUCUAUGGGACUACAUACAAAAUCUUCAGGGUACAAGAAAAGACGUAGAACAUCCAUCCAGGAUGCAUUGGACAGGAGAGUCAGCAAAAGUGCGGCCCACAUGGUGCCCAGAGGCACAAAGACCUCACAGUCAGGAACACAAGAUCAACGGCUUCGAUAUGCUUGGAUGCUGGUGUCGUUAGCUGGGCUCGCAAAGCCAAAUUACAAGCAUGCGUGAUCUGAUAGCAAUAGAUGACUACUUCAGACG
Messenger RNA from Diaporthe batatas, 1043 nucleotides. RefSeq names its product mitochondrial 54S ribosomal protein YmL19. The coding region runs from base 206 to 676 and encodes 156 amino acids. Gene Ontology annotation, biological process: translation. The transcript has 2 exons. Lineage: Eukaryota; Fungi; Ascomycota; Sordariomycetes; Diaporthales; Diaporthaceae. The record is from RefSeq and is a predicted model, not a curated record. Gene Ontology annotation, cellular component: mitochondrial large ribosomal subunit; ribosome. Gene Ontology annotation, molecular function: structural constituent of ribosome; large ribosomal subunit rRNA binding.